Messenger RNA from Amyelois transitella, 675 nucleotides. RefSeq lists its product as uncharacterized. The transcript is spliced from 4 exons. The record is from RefSeq and is a predicted model, not a curated record. Lineage: Eukaryota; Metazoa; Arthropoda; Insecta; Lepidoptera; Pyralidae. The coding region runs from base 1 to 675 and encodes 224 amino acids.
AUGCCAGUUAGCAUAACACAGCCCGUCUUCAACUAUCUCCUACUAUUUGGGUUAUUCUUAUUAGAUUUUAUCAUUGGAAAUGGAGUUAUAGAUGUUGUCCAGAAAGCUCUCUGCAGGAUCGUAUGUUUUACAAAGAAGAUUAUCAUUGAGGAAGCGAAACAUUCAAAUGUAGUGAACGAGAGUCCUAUAAGUUUUUCAGUAUUUUUCACUGAGAUUUUAGUACUGACUGUGACCGUAGUUAUACUAAAUAAAUAUAAGCGGAGUCGGGCGAGCGACAAACUGGACGAACUAUUGGACGAAAGCAAAGACUCCUUGAGACAGACCAACGAGUUUCUGGAGAAAUGGAGAAUGAGACGGGUUCAAUGGCAGAUGUCAAAAGAUUUCUCUUAUUUGGACGAAGAGCCACAGGUGAUCAAGCCCCUCAGAGUAGAGAUACCCAUUCUUCAUAUGGCUAUAAUAGAUACCCUAGGUACCAAUCGAAGUCUAGAACGAGGUGACGCAGGCGACUCAGCCAACAUAACCAACUCAGCUAUACUCUCAGUCACAUCCCUAGACGACGAUUACGAAUCUAUACCAGAUCAAAACAUUCCUGAUGAUGUGAAGAAUUGCGAAUUCGGCAGUCGACAUCUUUGGAAUGUCAUGGAGGAAGAUUCGUGUGAACAUUUUGAUAUUUAA